Molecule: messenger RNA, 681 nt
Organism: Brassica rapa (field mustard)
Lineage: Eukaryota; Viridiplantae; Streptophyta; Magnoliopsida; Brassicales; Brassicaceae
Product: secreted RxLR effector protein 161-like
Source: RefSeq, a predicted model, not a curated record
AUGGAAUCCUUGUGCAUCAAUGGCAUAUACAGAGAAAUACUCAAGAGAUUCAAUAUGGACGAGUCUCACCCAUUGUCUAGCCCCAUGGUCGUGAGGUCUCUCGGCCUGGACACUGAUAUGUUCCGUCCUAAGAUGGACGAUGAAGAUGUCCUUGGUCCCGAAGUGCCAUAUCUCAGUGCCAUAGGAGCUUUAAUGUAUUUGGCAAGUCACACACGGCCUGAUAUAUGUUUUUCCGUGAAUCUAUUAUCUAGAUUUAGCUCUUGUCUGACCCAAAGGCACUGGAACUGGAUUAAACAUGUUCUUCAUUACCUGCAAGGAACAAAAGACUUGGGUUUAUUUUAUACUAACCAAAACAAAGAAGGGUUAGUUGGCUUUGCUGAUGUAUGUUAUCUCUCGGAUCCUCACAAUGCUCGAUCACAGACCGGCUACGUCUUUACUCAUGGUGGUACGGUCAUAUCAUGGCGUUCCAUGAAGCAGACGAUCACGGCCACUUACACAAACAAUUCGGAGAUCUUGGCUAUUCACGAGGCCAGCCGCGAGUCUGUGUGGUUAUGGUCCAUGACUAACCAUAUACGAGUCGAUUAUGGGAUGACCGAAGGCAAGGACGCACCAACCGUGAUGUAUGAGGACAAUGCAGCUUGCAUUGCUCAGCUUAAGGAUGGUGAUAUACCUUGGAUUUGA